AAUAUAUUAAAAUAGAAAACAGUUAUUUUAAAUAGUACAAAUAUUUCAAAAUUUUACCAUUUUUGUUGUACUUUGUUGUACUUUGGUGAGCAGAAGAGACUUCUUUAAAGGAAUUACAAAUCUUACGGUUCAAAAACUUUUGACUGGUAAUUUAAAAUAUGAAUAAAUACUAUAAUAGUAUACAAAAAUACUAAAAUAACACUGCAUUGGAUAAAAAUUUCAAAGCUGUUGUUGAAGAUUUAAGAAACUGGUUGCCAGGGUGAAACAGUCAAUUACAUUACUUAGCCAUUAUACAAAGAUAUCUGAUCGCAGAAUGCCUCGACCAACCAAUCAGAAUCAAGUAUUUCAGAGAGCCUUGUAAUAUAUGAGUAUAGACUACAUAAGCAGUUCUUGUCAUCAGUUCUGUGUGAGUGUUUAAAUGAUCCCGCAGCUGUCAGAUCACGCACCUGGCAUCCUGCCUCUGAUCUUUAACCCCAAACCUGACAGCUGAAGGGGCCAAUGUAUGUGUGUGUGUAUGUGUGUAAAAAGAGGGAGAGAAAAUCUCAUAUCAGUCACUGUGCCUGAAAAAACAUUUAUCUGCAAGAUAGAGGCGUUAUUUAAAUCUUCUCACAGUAAAAGAAUUAGGGCGGGUUUCGGGGGAAACAGAACAAUUUACAUACAAAUCUCAGAAGAUAACCUUUGCAUGUUAGAUAGCAACUAGUGGAGAGUGUUUGAACAAUUCUAUCACGAUUAUGCUUGUUUUCCAUACCCUCUGUGCUAGUACAUGGCGGCGUGUUGUGUAUGGAAGUUAUAAGUGAAUGAACACCAAGUGUGUACUCUUUGUACUUGUUCAAUAUAGUCUCCAAAGUCUGAAGUCUUAAUUUUGAUCUUUGACUUGGUUGACGACCAGCAGCAACGGCACACUGAGUGACAUUUUGAGUCAGCAGUACUUAAAACGCUGUAGUGUUUCAGUUCGCAAGUCUGACGACACCUGUUUACAUCUCGUAAAUCUUUUACAGGGUGUCAAGUAGCUCCUGGGGUUUUUUUAAAAAAGGAAUGAAGGGUGCUGCUGCCCAGGAGGCGGGGCCAGGCAAUGGUGACCCUUCGCUUCCUCAGGUCUAUGCCCCGCCUCCUUCCUAUCCCCCACCUGGACAAGGCCCACCCACACCUGCUGCCCGGCUGCCACCCCUCGAUUUCAGUGCUGCUCACCCAAACUCUGAAUAUUCAGAUCAUCAUCAGCUGAGAGUCUAUCAGGGCUCUCAGCAUGACGGGACGGAGUCUAUAACUGCCAAUAACACGGAUGAAUCAUUAGCGCCUGUCGCAUCUGACCCACAGUCUCUAAGUGUUUCUGUGGCAUCUGGAAGUGCAACAGGAAGUGGAACUGAGGAGGAAGGAGCUGGGAAAGCUCAACCCAAAAGGCUCCAUGUUUCCAAUAUCCCUUUUAGGUUUCGGGACCCAGACCUUAGGCAGAUGUUUGGGCAAUUUGGCAAGAUUCUAGACGUGGAGAUCAUCUUUAAUGAGAGAGGAUCAAAGGGUUUUGGAUUUGUGACAUUUGAGAGUGCAGUUGAAGCAGAUCGAGCGAGAGAGAAGCUCAAUGGCACGAUCGUCGAGGGAAGGAAGAUUGAGGUGAACAACGCCACAGCGAGGGUGGUAACAAAAAAGCCUCAGACGCCAUUAGUGAAUGCUGCUGGGUGGAAAAUCAAUCCAGUAAUGGGAGCCAUGUACGCCCCUGAACUUUACACAGUCGCCAGCUUUCCUUACCCUGUUCCCACGCCGACUUUGGCCUACAGAGGCUCUGCCCUCCGUGGACGUGGUCGGGCAGUUUACAAUACAAUCCGCUCCGCUGCAGCCACCGCCACACCAGCUGCAGUACCAGCCUAUCCAGGAGUGGUGUAUCAAGAUGGAUUGUAUGGUGCCGAGGUUUAUGGAGGAUAUCCAGCCACAUAUCGAGUGGCCCAGUCCGCCUCAGCAGCUGCAACAGCCACAUACAGUGAUGGAUACGGAAGAGUCUAUGCCACAGCAACAGACCCCUACCAUCACUCAGUUGGACCCACCACCACUUAUGGCGUUGGAACAAUGGCAAGUUUGUACCGUGGAGGCUACAACCGCUUUACUCCAUACUGAUUGAACUGAUGUCUGACAAAUGAAGAGACUUUCACUUGCUGUGUGAACUGCUGUCUGCUGAGGAACCAUUUGAUCUUGAGAUUGUAAAUACUGCUGAUAUUUAUUGGGGAAGAAACAGAUGAAUCCAAGCUGAAAAUAUAAUUAAUUAUAUUUAAGGACUUUUAUUUAAUUCUUAAUUUAAGAAAAUACCCCAUUCAAAAACAAUCUGUUUGUACUGAACGUUAUGUACAGUACAUACAGAUACUUUCAUUAUAUAGUGGCAUGAUAUGGAAGUCAUCACAUAGAAGUUAUCAUAUAGUAAUUGAGUCCCAAAACACAAAUUUUAUUACAACAUCUGGAUCUGUUGCACUGCCGAUAUACACUGAUCGAUAAAGACAGACCUCUAGUGGAACUUCUCCCAGACUGAAAAGUGCAAAACUCUGAACCUGUCUAGUAUGUGUAGGACUGUGUGCGUGUUGGAGUGUCUUUGGAGUGUUUGAGUGGGUGUGUGUAAUUUUUCUGCUGCCACAAGCAAUACUGUGAGAUACAGCAAUGGCACUGGGGUGGAUGGUACAGUAUGUUUUCUCUCAAUGUAAUCUACCUCUGAGCUAAACACCUUUUUAUUCUAAACUAAUGCAAACUAUUCAUCUGCUUUCCUGUGGAGCUUCUUCAAAACCUUUUUUUUUUUACAAAAACUUCUGGUGCUUUCCAUCCAUUCUGGUGAUUUCAUUUGAGUGAUUUCCUGUCAAGUCACGAUGUUCAGUAUUUGCGGUCCACUCUGUCUUUUUUUUUUUGUCCUUAGUGUUCUGCUGUCAUACUUCUGUAUUCUUUAUUCUUUUCUUUUGCUGCUUAAACUCCUUUCAUGCUUAUUUUAACCUGUUUUGCGCUUUACUUCCUUUUACUUUGCUUUCAAAUAAUUUAUUCUUUCUUAACCAAGGCUAUGUGCAUUAAUUACAUCUGGUUAAGAUCAUUUUUAAAUGCAAAAAUUUCUCAAUCAAAAAUGAAUCAGCAUUUAUUUUGAAGACUAUUUAGAUCUGUCAUCUCUAAGAAACUCUUCUGUGCCUUUCGUUCUUUCUUUCUUUUCUUCCUCGUUCUCUUUUUCUUUCUUUCUUUCUUUCUUUCUUUCUUUCUUUCUUUCUUUCUUUCUUUCUUUCUUUCCUUCUGUCCUUUUUUCUUUCUUUCUUUUCUUCCCUUUUUCUUUCUUUCUUUCUUUUGUUGUCUGCAUUGCUUGUUUUCUUCUACUACUAAACUUCCUCCUUUAGUGCCUCUAUUAUUAUUAUUAGUAGUUUUUCCCCCCCCUUUUUUUUUACUUACUCUCUGAUUUAUUCUAGUUUCCAUUUCUCUUCAUGUUUUAUCUCUGUUUCAUUCCUCUGUGGGCUGAUUUCACUUUACUCAUGCAAAUUUCUGUAAUCUAGUAAUCUGUGACUCUUCUUUCACUUUAAAGAUCAGUUUAAAUCCACAUUCAGAACAAAAAUUCACAUAUAAUGUACUCACCCCCUUGUCAUCCAAGAUGUUCAUGUCUUUCUUUCUUCAGUUGUAAAGAAAUUAUGUUUUUGUAUGUUGUUUGAACUUCCAAAAUGUAGUUUAAAUGUGGCUUCAAACGAUCCCAAAUGCGGAAGAAAGGUCUUAUCUACCAAAAUGAUCGGUUAUUUUUAUAAAAAUAAUACAAUUUAUUUACUUUUUAAUGUCAAACGCUUGUCUUGUCUCGCUCUGUCUGAACUGUUUUGUUCCGGUUCAUGACAGUUUGGGUAUGUUGAAAAACUCCCAUCUCAUGUUCUCCCUCAACUUCAAAAUCCUCCUAUAUCGCUGUUUGACCUUUUUUGUUGAUGGUGUUUGAUCUUCUUUGCAUGUUUACUUUGCAAAGACUGGCUCAGUACUUCUGCAGCGAUGUAGGAUGAUUUUGAAAUGAUUUUUGAAGUUAAGGGAGAAAAUAGGAUUGUUUUUCGACAAACCCUAACUGUCUUAAACUAGAAUACACAGGGAGAGCAAGACAAGACAAGUAUUUAAAUUGUAUUUUGUAAAUGAAAAUAACUGUUUAAAAAACAUAAUUUCUAUACGGCUGAAGAAAGAAAGACAUAAACAUUUUGGAUGACAAGGGUAAAUUGUUUGUUUAUUCUGUAAAUUUUUGUUCUGAAAGUGGAUUUAUCCUUUAACUCUCAAGGCUUAUUACUUAUUCUUGUAACUCAUUUCCUACUAAUCUUGCCCCUUGGGUGCUUUUCGUUUACUGUCUGCUUUCUUUUCUCCUUUCUGUUCUUUUGUCUUACAUUUUCUUUCUGUCCUAUAGUCCCUUUCUUCUUUUCUUCUGCAUCUGUUAUGCUUUAGAUUUCUCUGCAUUUCUUGUAGUGUUCUGUGUAGAGUUUAUUUAAUUUCUUUAGUUCAUUUAAUCCUUUCCUUCACUUUUUUCUCUCUCUCUUUCUACUAGACAGCUUGAUUAUUUUAUCUCACAGCUAUUACAGGACCCCAUGAUGUCAUUGCUGUAUCAUAUAUAUAUAUAUAUUUUUCUUUUUCUUUUUCAACUCACUAAAGUGUAAGCUACUCUGUGGCUGAAUUGUACAUUAAAGCAGUUUAAUUAAGAUUUUUGUCUGAUCAUUUAAGAACAUUAGUUGUUGCAUUGGAAAAAUAACAACAGAUAAUGCUUCUUCUGAGAAGAUGAAGUCUGAAAAUGUUACACCUAUUAAACCUAGGGACUUUUCCCACACA
Molecule: messenger RNA, 4782 nt
Organism: Labeo rohita (rohu)
Lineage: Eukaryota; Metazoa; Chordata; Actinopteri; Cypriniformes; Cyprinidae
Gene: rbfox1l
Product: RNA binding fox-1 homolog 1, like
Exons: 11
Coding region: 1036-2103 (355 amino acids)
Biological process (GO): regulation of alternative mRNA splicing, via spliceosome; nervous system development
Cellular component (GO): nucleus; cytoplasm
Molecular function (GO): mRNA binding
Source: RefSeq, a predicted model, not a curated record